Leopardus geoffroyi (Geoffroy's cat) is the source of this 4211-nucleotide messenger RNA. It is a transcript of the gene SHPK, whose product is annotated as sedoheptulokinase. Lineage: Eukaryota; Metazoa; Chordata; Mammalia; Carnivora; Felidae. The transcript has 7 exons. The record is from RefSeq and is a predicted model, not a curated record. Gene Ontology annotation, biological process: carbohydrate metabolic process; cellular response to lipopolysaccharide. Gene Ontology annotation, cellular component: cytosol. The coding region runs from base 142 to 1578 and encodes 478 amino acids. Gene Ontology annotation, molecular function: sedoheptulokinase activity.
CAUGUUGGUGUGGCUGAAGGAUUGGCAGGCGAGGCCUAGCGUCGGAGCCUUGAAGCCGGGUGGAGUGUGCGGGAGGGGGCGCUACUCCUCCGACGUCAGCUGUGUUGCGCUUUGAAGCUUUGGCAGCUUCGCCCUCCGACUAUGGCUGCACGGUCGGUCAUUCUCGGUAUCGACCUGGGCACUACGUCUGUGAAAGCGGCCCUGGUGGAGUCCGCGCCCGGCGACCCAUCCGGGUUCUUGGUACUGGCGAGCUGUGCCCGGGCUGCGCGGGCCGAGGCAGCGGCCCAGAGCGCUGCGGCAGGGCCCCAGGGGCGGGAGCAGGAUGUAAGCAGAAUCAUCCAAGCCCUAAAUGAGUGCCUUGCUGCCCUUCCUCAGCAGUUGCUCCAGGAGGUCUGUGGCAUUGGAGUAUCAGGACAGAUGCAUGGAGUCAUGUUUUGGAAAACAGGCCAAGGCUGUGAAUGGACAGAGGGAGGGGCCUCCCCUGUGUUUGAGCCCAGAGCUGUGAGCCACCUGGUCACAUGGCAGGAUGGCCGGUGUAGCAGCGAGUUCCUGGCUUCUUUGCCCCGGCCAGAGUCCCAUCUCAGUGUGGCCUCAGGGUUUGGCUGUGCAACCAUCUUCUGGCUUUUGAAGAAUAGCCCAGAGUUCCUGAAGUCCUAUGAUGCAGUGGGCACCAUCCAUGACUAUGUGGUUGCCAUGUUGUGUGGCUUGCCAAGAUCCCUGAUGUGCGACCAGAAUGCUGCUAGCUGGGGAUAUUUCAACACUCAGAGCCAAAGCUGGAACUUGGAGAUAUUGAGGACCUCAGGCUUUCCCAUCCACCUGCUCCCAGACAUCGCUGAGGCCGGCAGCUUGGCGGGCAGAACUUCCCGUGCCUGGUUUGGAGUCCCAAAGGGGACGCGGGUGGGCGUGGCCUUGGGUGAUUUACAGGCCUCCGUCUAUUCCUGUAUGGCCCAAAGGACAGAUGCGGUUCUCAACAUCAGCACCUCUGUUCAGUUGGCAACCUCCAUGCCUCCAGGAUUCCAGCCGGCACAGACUCCAGACCCAACAGCUCCAGUCACCUACUUCCCAUACUUUGACAGGACCUACCUGGCGGUGGCAGCGUCGCUCAAUGGGGGCAAUGUGCUGGCCACGUUUGUCCACAUGCUGGUACAGUGGAUGGCCGAUCUAGGUCUGGAGGUCGAAGAACCCACUGUAUAUUCGUGCAUGAUCCAGGCAGCUGCACAGCAGAGAGACACCUGCCUAACUAUCACUCCAACGGUGUGGGGCGAGAGGCACCUGCCGGACCAGCUGGCCUCAGUGACCAGAAUCUCCUCCUCUGAUCUCUCCCUGGGUCAUGUGACCCGGGCCCUGUGCCGAGGCAUUGUUCAAAACCUGCACUCCAUGCUUCCAUUUCAACAGCUCAAGGAGUGGGGUGUGGAGCGGGUGAUUGGCAGUGGGAGUGCGCUGUCCAGGAACGAGGUUCUGAAGCAGGAAGUGCAGAGGGCGUUCCCUUUCCCAGUGUCCUUUGGGCAGGAUGUGGACGCAGCUGUGGGGGCAGCUCUGGUCAUGCUCCGGAGGAACCUUAACCAGAAGGAGUCUUAAUACAUUCUUUGGCCAAAGGACUUGCAAAUUUUAUCUAAUUAGCAAUUCUCACAUGACCUUGGGGUCAUCCUUUUCCUGGACACGUUUGUGGGCAGCUUUUUUUUUUUUUUUAACGUUUAUUUAUUUUUGAGACAGAGAGAGACAGAGCAUGAACGGGGGAGGGUCAGAGAGAGGGAGACACAGAAUCCGAAACAGGCUCCAGGCUCUGAGCUGUCAGCACAGAGCCCGACGCGGGGCUCAAACUCACGGACCGUGAGAUCAUGACCUGGGCCAAAGUCGACCGCUUAACCGACUGAGCCACCCAGGCGCCCCUGUGGGCAGCUUUUAAGCAAAGCUUGUUCUCAGGGCAUCAUCUUGACCAAGAACCUACCUUCAGGGCAUACUCUAAUAAUGCAGCCAGGACUCAUCAACUGGAUCCCAAAUCAGUACUUUCCAAAAGAGACUCACCUGGGAACUGGUCCCAAAUAUAAAUAUGGUGAAGAGAGAGAGAGAGAGAGAGAGAGAGAGAAAGAGAGAGAGAGAGAGAGAGAGAAAGAAAAGGAACAGUACCCCAGCAUCCCGGUCAGCAGGCUCAUCUAUGACUCACCUGUAGACAAAGAGAAAAUAAAUAUGGACUUUAGGCACCAAAAAGUCUGGUGACUGUGCACUCAAAGUAAGAAAAGAAGACUCCCCACCCCCACCCCCCACCCCCACCCCCCCGCCAAUCCAGCUUUUGGAUUGUUUUUAAAAGGACAUGAAACCCAGGCUUGGGUCACAUGCACUGUUGGAAAAGUCCUUCCCUACUGGAUUGUGCCAUGUGACCCUGAGGUCCCUUUCUCACUCUUGUUCUCCCUUGGCCACAGCUGGUUAUAGCUGAGGCAGGGGGUCGCCCAGGGCAGUAAAGCAGACUGGCUGAGAUGAAGAUGCAGGGAUCCAUGCUGCCUUCUCACCAUGCACUUCCCCUCCAAGGACAGCCUGCUGCAGUGGAGCUGCUCCAGAUCCUUAACACAACUGGCUCAAAGGCACAGAACAGGGAAGGAAAGGUGGGUGGCAUGACCAGCAAGGGGGACGGAUGCUAUGUGGCCCCACCAUUCAAGCACAUUGUUCCCAAUAGUCUGACCAGGCAGGACCCUUUUUUGGGGGUGUGUCUGGGCAGCAGUGUAUUUUUCUCCUGCACAUUCUUGGGAGGCCUUCCAAGGGAAGGGAUGCAGCUGGGCAUGCUCCUGUCAGAGAGGAUGGUCAGUUUAAUCAGAGAGAACCCCUUAUCCUGCAGGCCCUAGAUUUUCUUUCUCUUGGUGUCGGCCUUACUGGCCUACCAUGUGUUUCUGGACUGCAGAAACAUCCCACUGGAGUCAGCAUCCAUGUGGGGGUCCCAGAGCAUCUUAAACCUUUCUGUAGUUGGUAGGGAUGACCAUGGAAUGGCUCCAGGAAAAGGCUGUCAUUCCUGCAUCUAGUUCCAGACUCCUAAGAGUGAUCCCAAGGCUCAGGCAGGCCUGACUCUGAGACUCCUAGGCAACUAUGAGUUUGGGAAGUGGCCAUGUUGUUUCUUUGUAAAGGUCACUUUAUGAAUUAUGUGGUUGUCUGAGCUCUUAGAUUAAUCUGCCUUGCCAUGCUGAUUGGAUUUCAGAUACUAAAGCUCAUUCUUUCAGAGCUUUGUCCCUUUAAUAAGACACACCUGUCUGCUUUGGGAACACUGUAAAUUAUGGCAUAGCUGUAGGGCUUGGUUUGGCAGGUUGGACAUAAGGAUCAUUUGUAGGUUGUUCUGUAGAAAACCCCACCUGCUCCAUGAUUGUACCAGGACAAGUAGCUGAAGAUCACUCGGGAAAGUCGUGUGAGUUUUCUCUCAGCCAAGAUAAGUUGACACCAUUAUUCUGGAGCCCCUAUGGAAGGCCUUUGAGAGAGGUCACCUUGGGAUAGGCCGAAGGAUAACAGAUAGCCUGUCCAUCAGGAGGAGUUGGCCCUCUGACUCCUGGGAGGCAGCCUGUCUUGUAUUCUCAGGGUGCUAUGGAUGGAGCCUGUAAAUGUAGGAUUAGGAACUGGAUGCAAGGCCAGGUAGCCCAGACCAGUGCCCAGUGCGGUGCCGGAACCCUCUGUUCCCUUUCCACAUGUCCACUCUAUCUCUGAGGGCUGAGCCUUGCGCAGUCCAAGCUUGCCAGCUAAAAGCUCUGUUACUGUUUUUAUUGCACAGGCCUGGAGCCUCUGCAGUGGGGUUGAGCACAGCUUCCAGGGCCUCAUUUCUUCAGCCUGAAAUCAUAAACCACUCACUGCUUUUGCCGUCAUUCCCUGGAGGUACCAGUAAGUGUUUGAUACCAGUGUGAUCCUCAGAUGAGGAACUGGCCUUUAGGACUGUUUGCCCGUAUCCUGAUCUUACGAGCAGGUGGUAGACUUGCACUUUCUCCCCAGAUUUGCUUCGGCCAGCAAAAUGUGACCAGCAAAAUGUGACCAGAAGUGUUCUACUUCUAAGCAGAGGUCCUUAGGAGCCAGUGUGUGAUUUUCCACACCGUUCCCUUUGCCAGGAGUGACUGGUGGUGUCCCAGAGAAUGGAGGCUCUGUCAGCCUGCGUUCCAUGUUAGGGCACUAUGGUGUAGAACCCUCACCAACAAAUGUGCAACAUGAAAUGUGACUGAGAAAUAAACCUUUGAUGUUUGAAGCCA